Messenger RNA from Phialemonium atrogriseum, 1094 nucleotides. RefSeq names its product mitochondrial carrier domain-containing protein. The coding region runs from base 129 to 932 and encodes 267 amino acids. Gene Ontology annotation, biological process: transport. Gene Ontology annotation, cellular component: membrane. The record is from RefSeq and is a predicted model, not a curated record. Lineage: Eukaryota; Fungi; Ascomycota; Sordariomycetes; Cephalothecales; Cephalothecaceae. The transcript has a single exon. Gene Ontology annotation, molecular function: ADP transmembrane transporter activity.
CCGAGCGGCAGAGACGCCGCCGCCGCCGCCGGUACCUGCCCGGCGCGGUGGAGGAGCUGGUCGUGGGCGUCGUGGCGGGGGCGUGCGCGCGGGCCCUGACGACGCCGAUCGCCAACGUGGUGACGAGGAUGCAGACGGAGAGCCUGGUAGGGGGCGGCGGAAGCGGCGGGCCGCGGUCCUUCGGGGAGAUGUUGGCGGACAUCAGGCGGGAGAAGGGCGUCCUGGGCUUGUGGGCGGGUUACUCGGCGUCGCUCGUGCUGACGCUGAACCCGAGCAUCACCUUCUUCCUGCAGCAGAUGCUGACCAAGAGCCUGGUGGCCCGCCAGGGCUGGGACGACGACGACGACGCCGCGCCCGGCGUGACGUUCGUCCUCGCCGCCGUCAGCAAGGUCAUCGCCACGGUGGUAACGUAUCCGUUUCAGAUCGCGAAGACGCGCGCGCAGGUCUCGCCAGCGCCCGUGGAGAGGGAUGAGGGAGAGGACCUCACGGAGGGAAAUGCUGGGAAGGAGAAUAAGAAGGCCGAGGCAGAGGCAGAGCCGGAAAAGGGGUUAGCCAAGAGUGUUCGCAGCCUGGCCGACGAGACAAUUUUCGCGACGGUUGCAAGGAUCGGGAGAGACGAAGGGUUCAGGGCCCUGUACGAUGGCAUGAGUAGCGAGCUGUUGAAGGCGUUCUUCAGCCAUGGGAUCACGAUGGUCGCCAAGGAUGCCGUACACAAGCUGCUCUUCCGACUGUAUUUCGCUAUCCUGGCGUACCUAAGGAGACACCCGAGGACCCGGGCUAGACUCACCCAGGCGGCGAGUAACUUGUCAGAUGGCCUUCGUGAUGGUUAUCUCAAGGUUACAGCUGCUAAAGCCGACCGGUGGAGGAGGAGCAAAGAGGCCAUCACUACGAAUUUGUUGGAUGGUGGUCAGCCAAGGAUUAUUGUCAGAUAAACCGGUUCGCGACGGGAAAUGGAAGGAAGGGCCUUAUGCAGGUCCGCAGUUUUGAUCAUGCCAUGAUGCUGGACCUUUGCACCAAUAGCGCAUUGUGCUCGAAGGACACUGCUACAUGUUGAUGCCGAUUAGACUAACUAACAUGGCUAGCACUGAAAAGCU